UAGACGAGAUAAGCCCGUGAUAAGCUAAUCUUCGUACUCGUCCAGCUACAAACCACCACGGAACGAGUUCUCUUUUUUUACAAAAAUUAUAUAAAUGCCAUUUUCUGGCAAGUGUGACAAUUUUUCGUUACAUCGUAUGACGUUAGUAGCGAGUGCGAUCGUUUUCGAGCGAAAACCGUGGCGACGCCUGACAAUAUCGAAACGCGGAUACCAGAAUAAACAGUGUCGUCAAUUAGUUCCCGGAUCGCCUCCGAGACGCAAAUCGAUUCAGGGUCACGAUGAUUUUGGCAUAACUUCUUCAAAUUUUCUCGUGAUAUUAAAAUCCUAGUUCAAGAACACUAAUAGAGCGAUUGUCAAAAUUCAACGUGAAGAUCAAAUGCAAAUUAUUAGUUUUGAGACUGGAGGUUCCUUCAAACUGACCCGAGGAGUCAGUGCGUUAAAGAUUCGUUCGGGUAAACGAGAGAAACAAUUGGAAAAUGGGGAAACAGGCGCCAAAAAUGUCGGCCAGGGUGGUCAAUGCCAUUAGAAAUCUACGAGAGGCUCACGGCUCCACGUCGAAGGAGAUCAUGAAUUACAUCAUGUCACAGUGCAGCGUCCCCGAGACGACCGUGCAAAGACAGAUGCAAGCAGCGUUAAAACGUGGGUUGGAUUGCGGUAUCCUGAAGAAGACGCAGGGCCACUACUUCUUGAACACGGAAGUCGAGCCGCAGCUCGCGUCGAACCUGGCGCCAACCGAAAGGUACGGAAGACGAAGAAGCAGACGACGACGAAGCAGCAGACGACGACGUAGUAGACGCCGAGGACGUCGACGUAGCAGAGGCAGGCGUAGGAGAAGUCGUCGUAGUCGUCGUCGUCGCUCAAGACGAAGAAGACGUGGCACCGCUAUGAGGGCCAGGCGAAUUGGUUGCACCAGAUGCAGGUGUACCAAGAGAAGCAGGAACGUGGACGUUCUGAGGAACGAUCCAAUGGAGCCACAAGAGCCAGAUAACGUGUGCAUGUGCGAGAAGGAGAGCAACGAAGAGAACCAAAGCAGACAGAGUAGAAGUCGUGAUCAUAGUCUGAGUCGUAGUCGAUCAUCGGCAAACAGCGAUCGAGAUGGCGCCAUAACCGAUCGACGACCGAUCCAUGAUCAAGAUUAAUCGAUCAGGAAAGUCGGUUCGUACACUACGUGCGUGUGUGCAUCGUUAACGGUGACAAUCUCUCGGCGCGUUGUCAGACAACGCUCGGCUUGUCGAUCGACAUCCCCAUGAUGAUCGACGCCGAAUGGAACCGCUCGCGUCUCGGAGCGUCACCUGUCGUUCAUCACCUCUGUCUAAAUCGUGUAGCUCACUGAUCGUAUUACAGGAUCUAUUGCUCGUGUCAAUCAUUCUAUCAAGUAAUAAGUGUACUUUGAUUCAGUUUCGUCGUGUAAUAUUCGAACGAAUAAAUAGACACUACGUAUCAAUAGAUAUACUUUUAUUGCACUAUCUUUAGGCAGUGAAACUUCGUUUAUCCGAACUUGCUAGGGAUGAACAAUAAGUACAUGUCAAUUGGAUAAUAAAAGAUUAUACAAUACGAGUUUGCGUUCAGAUAUGGGGAUUGUAUAUUGAUAGUAUGGGUAAUCUUUUACAGCUUUGUUGGUGAAAAUAUCACAGAACUCUUCCUGGAUCCUCUGA
Molecule: messenger RNA, 1655 nt
Organism: Bombus pascuorum
Lineage: Eukaryota; Metazoa; Arthropoda; Insecta; Hymenoptera; Apidae
Product: histone H5-like
Exons: 2
Coding region: 477-1139 (220 amino acids)
Biological process (GO): nucleosome assembly
Cellular component (GO): nucleosome
Molecular function (GO): DNA binding
Source: RefSeq, a predicted model, not a curated record